AUGAGAUUUGUGGGAUGUGUUCCAUUCAACGAGGAAAGCAAUCAAAUUGUGCAUCUACUUCGAAUGUGCUGGGCUUACGUAUUUCCUGGGAUUUAUUUGCCAGCUGGAUUAUUCUUCAGUCUUGUCUUUGACUUACAUCGAUUGACUCCGGCUGACUUCCUUGGCGUUCUUCAAAUCUCUGUCAACAUAAUCGGAGGAGCUGUUAAAGUCUUUGGAGCAUUCAACUUAUUCACGUAUUUACAAGAGACGGAAUCUAUUCUCGAUAAACUGGAUCAACGCUUAGAGAGUGAUUUUUACUGUCUCAAGAUUCACAAAGCGGUCGCUCAAUGCAACGCCAUUUUCUUAAUUUAUGGAAUAUGUUAUUUUGUUUACACUAUAUUUAUGCUAUUGAGUGGUGUGAUCAUGAGUAAACCUCCUUGGUUAGUUUAUAAUCCCUUCUUCGAUUGGCGUGAGAGCUUCGGUCUCCUUUGUGCUCAGAUAAUAUUUGAGUAUUAUCUCAUGUUUUUCAUGGCAACUUUGCUUCUUAUUGUCGAUGUAUUUCCCGUCAUUUGUGUCAUUAUAUUUCGAAGUCACGUUGAUGUGCUUAAAUGUCAUAUUCGCACCUUACGCUCCGAUCUACUGAAAACCGAAGCUGAGAACUACAAGGAACUUGUCGCUUGCAUCCUGGAUCACAAAUCGAUUUUACUUUGCUCUAACGCUGUGCGUUCGGUCAUAUCGCGUUCAAUUUUUAUACAAUUUCUGCUAAUUGGCAUUGUGUUGGGACUGACUCUGAUAAACGUCUUUUACUUCAGUAGUUUAUUUCGUGGCAUCUCGCUGAUGAUAUUUGUGGCAGCUAUCUUAAUGCAGACAUUUCCGUUUUGCUAUCUGUGCGAUUUGCUUGUAGCUGAUUGCAAUGAUCUGCCCCAUUUAUUAUUUCAAUCGAAUUGGAUCGAUGCUGAACCCAAAUAUAAGACAACACUUAGGUUUUUCAUGUUUCAUCUGCAGCAGCCAAUUAUAUUUAUUGCCGGGGACGUAUUUCCCGUCUCAGUAAGCAGCAAUAUCAAGGUUGCCAAAUUUGCUGCUAGUGUGAUGGCCAUAGUGCAGCGAAUGAAUCUGGCUGAUAGGUUCAAAUAA
Molecule: messenger RNA, 1113 nt
Organism: Drosophila sulfurigaster albostrigata
Lineage: Eukaryota; Metazoa; Arthropoda; Insecta; Diptera; Drosophilidae
Product: odorant receptor 59b-like
Exons: 3
Coding region: 1-1113 (370 amino acids)
Biological process (GO): sensory perception of smell; detection of chemical stimulus involved in sensory perception of smell
Cellular component (GO): plasma membrane
Molecular function (GO): olfactory receptor activity; odorant binding
Source: RefSeq, a predicted model, not a curated record